Messenger RNA from Cuscuta campestris, 614 nucleotides. NCBI's taxonomy places the organism in Eukaryota, Viridiplantae, Streptophyta, Magnoliopsida, Solanales, Convolvulaceae. The record is from the annotation of a GenBank genome assembly.
GCUUCGGGGCUAACGUGGUCAUGUAUGCGUACCCAGAAGAAAUCAAGUGUCGAUGUUUCCUGGCGACGCUGGAAGGGCAGGCUUGUGAGUGGUUCCACAAGUUACCCAAGGGGUCGAUAGAUAAGUGGAGCGACCUGGCCCACAAGUUCUUGGAGCACUUCGCAUCCAGCCGAAGGCAGAAGCUCCCCUUCUCGCAUCUGCUCAACGUGAGGAUCCGGAAGGGGGAACAGCUCCGGGAAUUUAUUAAUAGGUGGGAGAAGGAGGCUAGGGACGUCCAAGGGGCGGACGACCAGGCCCUGAUCGCUAUGCUCCAAGCUGCACUCCCUCAAGGGGAUGUGCGCAAGGAGUUGCAUCGGAAUCCUCUCUCAACCUAUCAAGAGAUGUUGGCUAGGGCGAAGUACUUGGCAUUAGAAGAAGAUGAUGAUGAGCCACCAGUCCGGAAGGAGAAGAAAAACGGGCCACCGGUGGCAGAAGGGAAGAAAAGAAAGGACUAUGGAAAGGGGCCAAACCCCACCGGGUAUCAUGUGAAUAGGCAUCCUGUUCAUGCGGUACAGUCGUUACCUGCUCCCCUCACAGUCGGGAAAGCUAUGGUGUGCAGGAUGCACCCAAAUACU